Molecule: messenger RNA, 1791 nt
Organism: Prunus armeniaca (apricot)
Lineage: Eukaryota; Viridiplantae; Streptophyta; Magnoliopsida; Rosales; Rosaceae
Source: the annotation of a GenBank genome assembly
AUGGAUGCGAGUUUCAUACCUCUACUCAUAGCCUGUUUCCUUCUGGCCUCGUCCUUCACCAUUGUUCACUCUCUCUCCAAACCACCUCUUCUUGGAGUUCACCCACUCGAUGAGCAGUACUUUGCUUCAGAGGUGAUCAAGUGCAAGGACAACUCCAAGUCCUUCAGCAGAGAUCGCCUCAAUGACAAUUUCUGUGAUUGUGUUGACGGAACCGACGAGCCUGGAACUUCCGCCUGUCCUGCAGGCAAAUUUUAUUGUAGAAAUAUAGGAAGUACACCACAAUUCCUAUUUUCAUCUCGAGUUAACGACCAUUUUUGUGAUUGCUGUGAUGGAAGCGACGAGUAUGAUGGUAGUGUCAAUUGUCCAAACACAUGCAUAAUGGGCGGGAAUAUUGAGUACAAAACUGACCAUCGCUUCUCAAGAGCUGGGGAUCUAGGGCAUGUCGGUGCAAAACAAGCCAAAAGUGGAGUUAGUUUGGAUGACUUGAUUCAGAAGCUUAAAGGUUUGAAGAUAUUAAUAAUCAUACAAGUAGUUAUUACUAUUAUUGUCGUGGUUUUCCGGAUACUCCGUCGUCGUGCCAGAUCUAAAAGAAGGCGUUACCACAAAGUCCUUCGUUUUCGUUUUUGUCCUAAAGAAGGAAUGAGUCCUGGUGUUAUUAAGAAUGAAGAAGAAUUCGUAGUUUCCCACCUUUCAGGAAGCUUGGCUGUAGAGAAAAUUAGCAUCAACUUUUCUAAGAUAGUGUUGUUUUACCAACUAGCUCUUGGUCUAGUGGUUUCUUCUUCAGUAUGUGAAAAGCUGACCAUGUCAUCGAUUCUCCAGCUACCUUAUGUUAACAUUGUUGCAAUGAUCAAAUUCUUCAGAGCAGCAAAGUUUUGCAGAUCCUUUCUUCCUCUACAUUGUCGUCUCCUCCAAUAUUGUUCCAUCUACUCAAUCUCUUCAUCACAGAUGCUCCAAGAAACUAUAAAAAAUGCAGUUGAAGCCAAAACCUACCAGAAUAUUCCCGAUCUUCUCAAAUCCUCUGCUCAAGCUUGCCAAAACCCGAAUCCUUUCUCAUUCCUUUCAACCUUUCCCCACAACCUUAGAACGCAAGUGGUUGAUGAAAUUUUGCAGUCUUUCAUCCCCCUAAGACCUCGCUCUCGGACUCAGAUUGCCUAUUCCUACCUCCUGUCCUUUACACUGCAAUGCUCCAAUCCCUUCCCUCUUGCUCUUGCCAUCCUCCAACGAACUCUUCGCUCUGGUUGCAUUCCUGUCCCCCAAACCCUUCUUCUCCUCUCUUCUGCUUGGCUGAACUGCCGGAAUGAAUCUCACUCUGUCUCUAAGAUCCUAUUAGAAAUGCAGUCAAUUGGAUAUCAUCCGGACAGUGGUACAUGCAACUACCUUAUAUCGUCUUUGUGUUCUGUGGAUCAGUUGAAUGAGGCAGUGAAAGUCUUAAAGGAAAUGAGUAAGGCAGGAUGUGUUCCUGAUUUGGAGAGUUUUGACACGGCAGGGGACGAUUGCAAAGUGGCAGCAGCAUUGCGAGCAAACAGAGAUAUAUGGAGAGCAGUUGAGAUGAUUGAGUUCUUAGAGAGGGAUGGCUACCCUGUCGGCUUUGAGAGCUAUGAGUUGGUGGUUAAUGGGUGCUUGGAUUGUGGUGAGUAUAUUUUGGCGGGGAAAGUGGUGAUGGGGAUGACAGAGAGAGGUUUUAUACCUUAUAUUAGGACCAGGCAGAAGGUUGUUGAGAGGUUGGCUGGUGCUGGUGAAUGGAAGCUGGCUUGUUCUGUGAGGCAAAGAUUUGGAGAGUUGAGGUCUUAG